Rhizophagus irregularis DAOM 181602=DAOM 197198 is the source of this 856-nucleotide messenger RNA. RefSeq lists its product as uncharacterized. NCBI's taxonomy places the organism in Eukaryota, Fungi, Glomeromycota, Glomeromycetes, Glomerales, Glomeraceae. The record is from RefSeq and is a predicted model, not a curated record.
AAUAAUUGUUGAUCAUAUAUAUCAUGUGAUAUAAUAUUAUAUUGAUAUAAUCUUACUCAUAAAAAAAAAUUGUAAACAAAUCGUCACAAACUGAUUCUACUUUUUUGGUCAUUAGAACGUUCUCUCGCCGUUUUUUUUUCGUGCAUUAUUUCCUUAUACAAAUUUUCAUUACAAAGAAACAAGAUAAUUAUUUAAAGGAAAGGACUCUACAAGCGGAUAAAAAAAUUAUAAAAAUUUUUUUUAAAAAAUAAUAUUCUUCGAUAUGAAUUUUUUUGCAAAACUUGGCGUUUGUUUCUUAGCAAUAAUUUUACUUAUCUUAUCCUUCGCUGGGCUAGCUUCUUUUUCACUAGAGGUUGCGAAGAUCGCCCUUUUUAACCAGACAAAUGGCGAAUUAAAACUACAUCCUAUGGAUUAUGUAUACCUAACCGCGCUCGUCUUAGGCAUGAGUGGUUUCUAUUGCUGCCAUUCUACUAAAAGUGAUGAAAAUAAUAAUAAUUAUCAUUAUGGAAUAAGUGGAACUCUAGUUUCCUUAGCGAUCAUGAUUUUAUAUACUAUUUUUACAAAAGAUGAAAUGGGAGAUAUUCCAUUUUUUUGUCCUGCAAAUUAUCCUUAUACGUCAACUUUAAUUCGUACCGCAUGUCAAGUAAGAGCCGCGAAUCUAUUAAUAAUGUGGAUAUCUCCUGCUGUAGCGUUCUUUUUGGUUAUUGCUGCACUCAUAAUUUCUUUUUGUUGUUGUGCUGGUAAAGACAACUGUUGCAUUGCAUAGUAAUAUAAUCUUAUAGGAGAAUUUCAUUUCAUAUUUUUCUAAUUUUUGCUUAAAACCUUUUUUCAUUAUUAUCAUGUAUAUAUAUACCUG